AUGUUCUACUAUCUCAUUCUCUUUAUUUUAUUCGAGUGGAAGUUUGGUUUAUUACGUGCAGUGCUCAUUACGAUUCAGCACACAGUGGAACGCUACACCGCUCCAAAGAUUGUGGUACCACUUCCACAGAUAAAGUUUGAUUUUAAACCCGCAAAUGAAACUCUAAGUCCACAUUCAGGACCUGCAGGUACCAUUCAAUGUUAUGAUAAGGGAAUAAACGCCCCUAUUGGUCUUGUAAAUGUUACAACUCCUGAAGAUGUUCGUGCAACUGUUGCUCGUGCACGAGUAGCACAGAAAACAUGGGCAAAAACAUCUUUUUCACUGAGACGAAAAUUACUUUUCAGUCUUAUGGAUUACAUAUUAGAGCAUCAAUCAUUUAUUUGUAAAACUGCAUGUGUGGAAUGUGGAAAGACUAUGAUGGAUGGAUCAUUGGGUGAAAUGCUCACAACACUGGAAAAACUUCGCUGGACAGCUUCUCAAGGAGAAGAUUUAUUGGCAGAAGAAGUACGUGAUGUGGGUCUCAUGACAAUUCAUAAACGGGCUUCUGUAAAAUAUGUUCCUUUUGGUGUAAUUGGUGCUAUUGUAUCAUGGAAUUAUCCAUUUCAUAAUAUUUAUGGUCCAAUGAUAUCAGCUCUUUUUGCAGGUAAUGCCUUUGUAGGUAAAGUUUCUGAAUAUUCUUCUUUCUAUGCCUCUUAUUAUCAAUCAAUAGUCCGAGAAGGAUUAAAACAACUCGGACAAUCUCAAGAUCUUGUUACUUUUGUUACUGGUUUUGCAGAAACAGGAGAAGCUCUUGUAAGUUCAGUGGAUAAGUUAACUUUUAUUGGAUCUCCUGGUGUUGGUAAAAUUAUUAUGCGCAACGCUGCUGCAACUCUUACUCCAGUUGUAUUGGAACUUGGUGGAAAAGAUCCUGCCGUAAUAUGUGAUGAUGCCGAUUUGGAGCAAGUAGUACCAAUUGUUAUGCGUGGAACUUAUCAAAAUUGUGGACAGAAUUGUGUUGGUUUGGAAAGAGUUCUGGUUCAAGAAUCUAUUCAUGAUCAUAUUGUAGAAAAAUUAAAAAGCUUGGUAUGUAAUUUAACGCAAGGUCCAGCAUCUCAAGGUUUAUAUGAUAUGGGAGCUAUGACAAUGGGAGAAGCAUCUGCUAAAAAGAUUCAAAGUAUUAUUGAUGAAUCUGUUCGUGCUGGUGCUACUCUUGUUUGUGGUGGAAAAGUAAAUCAUAACUUUUUUCCUCCUACAAUUCUUAUUAACGUUACUCCAACAAUGCCAAUUGCCAAGGAAGAAGUAUUUGGUCCUGUACUUAUUGUAAUGAAGUUUAAAACUGACGAAGAGGCGGUGGAUAUGGUAAAUGCUUGUGAUUAUGGUCUUGGAUCCAGUGUUUUCUCUAGGGAUAUCACACGAGCCAGACGAAUUGCAGAUCAACUAAAGACAGGUAUGACAAAUAUAAAUGACUUUGGUAUUAACUAUCUUUGUCAAUCUUUACCAUUUGGUGGUGUAAAAAUAAGUGGAUUUGAUCGCUUUGCAGGAAGAGAAGGUUUACGUGGGAAUUGUGUCGCACGCGCCUCGACGGUGGAUCGCAUUCCCGGUGUUAAAACAACCAUACCACCUGUUCUGCAGUAUCCAAUUACAGAAGCGGCAUUCUCUUUUAUGGAGUGUCUGUCAGUAGUUAUUUAUGGACGGCUGCUGCCGGCAAUGACCAGUGUAAUGAAACUUAUCUCUAUUCUCUCAGCAUUCUCAGCGUCAGAAACAAAAGGAAAGAAAGAAAGGAAGGCAAAAUAA
Molecule: messenger RNA, 1773 nt
Organism: Trypanosoma theileri
Lineage: Eukaryota; Euglenozoa; Kinetoplastea; Trypanosomatida; Trypanosomatidae
Product: aldehyde dehydrogenase
Exons: 1
Coding region: 1-1773 (590 amino acids)
Molecular function (GO): aldehyde dehydrogenase (NAD+) activity
Source: RefSeq, a predicted model, not a curated record